AUGUUUGAGUUGGAUAACACCCCUCUGCCUGUGGCAAAGCCGCCCAGCGCCGCUGGUGGGUGGGAGGCGCAGUACGAAAAGGACUUUGCGGCUCAGAAAAACUCUGGCCCGGUCGUCUUCACUGAGGAGCAGCGCCAAAAGAACAAGGAGCUGCUGAGCCGCAUCUUCGACCUUCUCCCCUUCGCAGACGCUUACAAGGCGAGCGAUUGUGACCUCAUCUACCGUUUCCUGAUCGGUAAGCACUGGAACGUGAACCUGGCGGAUAAAGGGAUGCGUGAGUACAUGGAGCUGCGCGCGAAGGAGCACCUGGACGGGCUCCUUGCCGAGCAGCUGCACCCCACCAUCGGGGCGGUGCUCUCUCCCUGCUACAGCGACGGCACGCCGUGCCCCAUGUACGGGCUGGACAAGGAUGGGCUCCCCAUUCUGUGGCUCUCGCCCGAUGCGGCGAAGUUGAUUGAGGCGAUGAAGCUGUUCACCGGGGAGCAGCUCCUGCGGGGGCAGAUGCGGACCAUCGAGCUCGGCCGCUUCGCGUGCCGUGCCCGCGGCGUCGACCGCUGCACCUACGUGAUUGACCUCGGCGGCAUCACCAUGUCCAGCGUCAACAAGGCGACGUUGGGCUUUCUGAAAGGCGUGACGCACAUUCUGCAGGUCGCCUACCCGGAGAUCAUGCGCCGUCUGCUCAUCUUUAACACGGGCUGGACAGUGUCGGCGGCGUGGAAGGUUCUGCGCCCCUUUGUAGAUGUGCGGGUGCAGGACAAGAUCAAAUUCGAGAGCCGGGCCCCCACCCUCACCGCGCUGCAGCCGUACAUGGAUGCAGACCAGGUGCACCCGGCCUUUGGCGGGACAGGGAAGGAAAACGUUCUGGAACCGUUAGUGGAGGCGGAGGUGCGCCGUGUGCGCCGCCUGGCCGAGGGCGGGGCGCCGUCCGAGUCCGCCUCCCUCAUCCGAGGGCCCUCCACGGCCGUGUACGACAACGGCAGCCUCUUCGACGUCGACCCGCUCGCCCUCCACAGCUUCUACUGUCCCACCCCCGGCACGGAGCCGCAGACGCCCAACAGCAGUCAGCAGAACCCCCCCUCUGGCGGUAUCAGCCCCACGCCGGACCGCAUGGUGAUCGGCGUGCCGCGUGCGGUGUCUGCGUGGAUGGCGAACAUGGACGAGGAGGGUGCGCGAAAAGAUGCGCUGGACAUCUCCCUCAGCGUAGCCUCGAGCGCCAGCGAGUACGCCGUGGGCAGGAGCGCCGCCGACGGGAGCGCGCCCGAGACACCGCCGUUAAAGCCCGAUACCGCUUCCGCCCCCAUCCCCACCACGCCCCCCACACCGCCCUCGCCGUCGCAGCAGGGCGGCCGUGUUGCCACGGCGAGUACGCCGGCGCGCGCUGCGGCCGCUGGCCUUCCUCCUUUGCCAUCCGCGGGCGAACCUUUACAGCUCACGGAUUCGGGCCGCUCGGGCACCGCGCAGAAGGAGGAUCGGCUGAUCGUGGCCAUGUCGCUGACCUACGGCGCCGAUGGCAGCAUCACGGGGUACAACGGGCCAGAGUGUGUCGGGCAGUUCCGCAAUGGGCGUCUCUACGCGUCACCGAAGGAGCGUGACGUCGACUCCGCGGGCUCUCCUUCGUCCUCGCCCUCCAUGGCGAGCCCUGGCUCUUUACCCGGCCACGACAACACCCAAAGUGACCGGGGAAGUGGACAACAGCCACAGCGGCAGCAGCAGUUCCUCAGUGCGAUUCGAAGCAGCCCGGCCACUGGUGAGCUGCUCUAUGAGGCCGGGCACCCUAUCCACAAUUUCUAUAUCGUGUGCGACGGCCAGCGGAACGCCCGCUAUCUGCUGCGUCGCAGUCGGCUGCGCACGCGGCUUACCGUGUUUAACGUCGUCGGUGGUGCGCCGGUGCGGACGGAGAAGAACAGCCGCCACUACGUGGAGGGCGAGCGGGCGAAGCUGGGUGUGGUGGUGGCCCACACCGACCCAACGGCGAACUCGAGAGGGGACUGGAUGCUAUACGGUGAGGACGUCACGCAACACUCGCCGGGGCAUCACAUUCGCAACUUCUUCUCCAAAACCCGGCGCAGCUCUGCCCCGGCGACGGAUGGAUCGGGUGGCAGCGGGGCGGAGAAAGAAAAGGAGAGGGAUGCGGGCUGGGCCACGUCUAUGUUUGCCGCCAUGCGCUCCAGUACGAGCGGCACCGCCACAUCGCCCUCGAAGCGCAAGGCCAAGAGUGCCACACACCGAGGAGCAGACGUCGCACCCGCCGCGGAUAACUCCGAGAACAGCGGCAACGGUAGCGGGGCUCAGCUGCUGGCCGAAAACAAAGGGCAAACAGUGUACUUUUACCAUCUCCUCACGAAGAACCCCCUCUCCGAUUUGUUUGCACUGGCUGUGGCGAUUACACUGUCGUGGAGCGGAGAGCUAGAGGGCCUGAAGGUCAAGUCGACAUCGAAGACGAAGCGCUACGCUUCGGAUGACGAGGAUCUCAUGGAAUGA
Messenger RNA from Leptomonas pyrrhocoris, 2481 nucleotides. RefSeq lists its product as hypothetical. The coding region runs from base 1 to 2481 and encodes 826 amino acids. NCBI's taxonomy places the organism in Eukaryota, Euglenozoa, Kinetoplastea, Trypanosomatida, Trypanosomatidae. The record is from RefSeq and is a predicted model, not a curated record. The transcript has a single exon.